AUGACACCAAAGAAGAACCUCGUAUUCCUCUACGGAGAGUGGAUGCACCCGGGCACCAUAUACCUCCUCAUCCACGGCACCGCAACCCCCCACAAGACCAUCACGUCGCGCUACUACUUCCAGCAGGCCACCUUCUGCGAGAAUCCGCGCGAGCCUCGCGGCUCGAGACAGCGGGGGGCCAGCAUGGACGGCGUCUGCGUCAAGGGCCUCACGGACGCCGAGCUCGCAAAGCUGGACACCUGGCUCCAGAACCUCAGAUGCGUCCGGCGCGUCGUCACGGUCGAGCACAUCUGCCGCCACGGCCUCCUCAACCGGAACAACGCAUUCAUAUGGGUCCCAGCGGCUCCGCAGAUGCUAUCGGCGGAGCCGGCCUCCUUGACGUGGAGCCCGGUUCCCAACACGAGACGGCCCGACGGAAACAAUAACAACAAUAAUGGCAUCAACGGCAUCAACGGCAUCAGCGGCAUCGACCACAGCAGCAGCAUCAACAGUAUCAACAGCAGCAACAGUAGCAACAACAACCACAACAACAACAACAUCAACAACAACAUCAACAACAACAAUAGCCUUAGUAGUAGCAGCAGCAGAAAUAACAACGGCAGCGGCAGCGUCAGUAGCAUCAACAGCAACACAAUGGCACAUCAGCUCAACUCGAGAGCCCUUGCCCAGACGCCCUUCAUGGGGGCCGACAUGGGCAGCGCAAGCUUUGACGGAGCUUCCGACGCUGCCUGA
Molecule: messenger RNA, 732 nt
Organism: Colletotrichum destructivum
Lineage: Eukaryota; Fungi; Ascomycota; Sordariomycetes; Glomerellales; Glomerellaceae
Exons: 1
Coding region: 1-732 (243 amino acids)
Source: RefSeq, a predicted model, not a curated record